Durio zibethinus is the source of this 4229-nucleotide messenger RNA. The record is from RefSeq and is a predicted model, not a curated record. NCBI's taxonomy places the organism in Eukaryota, Viridiplantae, Streptophyta, Magnoliopsida, Malvales, Malvaceae.
CUUGGAAUGUCUUUUUGUGAUCCAGUUUAUCGUUCAACUAUUUUGAUAUGAAAGGAUUAAUUAAAUCUUAAAAACUAUUCGUUCAAUAAAAAAGAAUAAAAUUUAGAUUGCUAGUGGAAUCUUAAAAACCCUAAGUAGAUAGAUUUCAGAGUUCAUGUAUAUUUCACACUUUAAAAUAUCUGAAUGUUAUAAAUAGUAUUGAUACCAAACAAAAAACAUGACAUUAAUACAUAGAAAUUCCGAGAGGGAAAAUUAGAUUUCAGCAGACCAGACGCCUUCUUUAUGCAUUUUAUUUUCUUCUUUUUUUUUUUUUUUCUCUUACAGCUCACUCUUCCGUCCUUGGAUUGAAACCUAAUUUUUCCGCCUUGGUCGCUGGAAAUCUGACCCUCUUUACGCCGGCCGGCUACGCCUACCCCUUUCAUUCCCUUCUCCCUCCUCCUUCCUCCCUUUCAUCCGCCUUUUAUGGUCCUUAAGUCCACCUUCGGUCUCUUCUUCCUUCCCUUCUCCCACCUGCCCCUGUCUGGCCUAGAGUGAGCCGCCUUCUUCAUUUCCUUCACCCUUCUCUCUCCCUUCGCUCUCCAUUCACAAUCCCGAAGUUUAAAGCAAUUUGCUUUGUUUGCAGGAAAUUAAAUUGGAUUCAUAUCUUAUUGGGGAAUUACUGAGAAGAGGAAAUGAAGAAAUGAAUCAAAGGAAAUACUGGCACAGUUUUGUGUUCUCGUAGCAUUGGCUUUCUAUGAUUGGUCAAGCAUUUUUAGAAUCAGAAAAUGGAGCUGCAAAUAAAGGUGGCGCAGGCUGUCCAUGUGCUGAAUCACGAUACAGAAUCUUGUAACCGCGUUGCAGCUAAUCAGUGGUUGGUUCAGUUCCAACAGACGGAGGCGGCCUGGGAGGUCGCUUCCUCAAUCCUUACCUCUGAUCACCCUCGUUUAUUCUCCGAUUUUGAAGUUGAAUUUUUUGCUGCUCAGAUUCUCAAACGGAAGAUCCAGAACGAAGGAUAUUAUUUGCAACUAGGAGUUAAAGAUGCUUUGCUUAAUGCCCUUCUUGUGGCUGCUAAAAGAUUCAGUUCGGGCCCUCCGCAGCUAUUAACCCAAAUCUGCCUUGCACUCUCUGCCCUUAUACUUCGAUCUGUUGAGCAUGGAAAACCUAUCGAGCAACUCUUUUUUAGUCUACAAAAUCUGCGCAGCCAGAAUGAUGGGAUUGUUGCUGUACUUGAAAUGCUCACUGUUCUACCAGAGGAAAUUGUUGACACCCAAACUACUGAUUCUAAAAUAAGUGCAUCCCACAGAAGCCAGUAUGGCCAAGAGCUUCUUUCACAUACUCCUAUGGUUAUUGAAUUCCUACUCCAGCAGUCUGAAAAUAAGUUUGAAGGUUGCCUGCAACCAAAUGAAAGGAACAGAAAAGUUCUCCGUUGUUUACUCAGCUGGGUUCGUGCUGGGUGCUUCUCAGAGAUCUCCGAAGGUUCAUUGGCAACACAUCCUCUGCUUAAUUUUGUAUUCAACUCCCUGCAGGUAUCCUCUUCAUUUGACUUGGCUGUUGAAGUUCUUGUUGAACUAGUGAGUCGUCAUGAGGGACUGCCUCAGGUUUUGCUCUGCAGAGUACCUUUUCUAAGAGAGAUGCUUCUUCUACCGGCCCUUACUGGUGGAGAUGAGAAGGUGGUUGCUGGCCUUGCAUGUUUGAUGUCUGAAAUUGGGCAGGCUGCACCAUCUUUGAUCGUAGAGGCAAGUGCUGAGGCACUUGUGCUGACGGAUGCUCUGUUGAGUUGUGUGGUUUUUCCAUGUGAAGACUGGGAUAUUGCAGACUCUACUUUGCAAUUUUGGUCUAGUCUUGCAAGCUAUAUACUUGGUCUUGAUGUUGAUGGUGCAAAUAAAAAAAGUGUCGAGGGCAUGUUUUUUCCUGUAUUCUCAGCACUAUUUGAUGCUCUUUUACUACGUGCUCAGGUGGAUGAAUCUACAUUUAAUGACGAGAGUGGAACUUUUGAGUUGCCCGAUGGUCUUGUCCAAUUUAGGACGAAUCUUGUUGAACUUUUGGUGGAUAUAUGUCAGCUACUACAACCUGCUACAUUUGUACAAAAGAUUUUCUUCUGUGGUUGGUUUUCUUCAAAUGUGGCAAUACCUUGGAAAGAGGUAGAAAUCAAAUUGUUUGCCCUCAAUGUGGUUUCUGAAGUGGUCUUGCAAGGGGGCCAAACUUUUGAUUUCUCUGUGAUUAUGCAGUUGGUUACAGUGUUAUCUUCUUGGCCUUCUGAUAAUCUCAAGGGAUUUAUGUGCAUUGUUUACAGAUCGGUUGCAGAUGUUAUUGGUUCCUAUUCCAAGUGGAUAUGUCCCCUGCAAACUAAUGCUAGACCCUCACUAUUAUUUCUUGCUGCAGGGAUUUCAGAACCGCUGUCCUCAAAUGCUUGUGCGUCUGCCCUCCGUAAAUUUUGCGAAGAUGUUUCUGCUGUGACCUUUGAGCCAUCAAAUUUGGAUAUCUUGAUGUGGAUAUGGGAGGCUUUGGAGAAGAAGUGUCUUCCUUUGGAAGAUGAAGAAGAAGUUGUUAGCGCAAUCAGCCUGGUCCUUGGCUCUGUUUCUGACAAGGAGCUACAGAACAACUUAUUAUCUAGAUUGCUAUCUUCCAGCUAUGAAGCUAUUGGGAAACUUAUUGAAGAUAAUAAUAACCGUUCUCUAAGACAGAAUCCAGCUGCCUAUUCCCAAGUUUUGAGCUUUGCAACAAGAGGGCUGCACAGGAUGGGAAUUGUCUUCAGUCAUCUGGCAAUGCCUAUUCUGUAUGAGGCUUCUACUGAUAAUCCCAUCAUUGCUGUAAUUAGGGUUUUCUGGCCUAUGCUGGAGAAGCUUUUUAGAUCAGAACAUAUGGAGAACAGUAGUUUAUCCACUGCAGCUUGUCGUGCUCUUUCGCUAGCAAUUCAAUCCUCAGGCCAGCACUUUGAAAUGCUACUGCCCAAAAUAUUAGAUUGCCUGUCAACAAACUUUUUGUCAUUUCAAAGUCAUGAAUGCUACAUCAGAACUGCUUCCGUUGUUAUUGAAGAGUUUGGUCACAAAGAGGAGUAUGGUCCUUUGUACAUGAGCACAUUUGAACGAUUUACCCAAGCAUCUUCAGUAAUGGCCCUUAAUUCUUCAUAUGUAUGUGACCAAGAGCCUGAUCUAGUGGAGGCCUACACAAAUUUUGCAUUGACAUUUGUUCGUGGCUCUCAUAAGGAAGUAUUGGCUGCAUCUGGUGCUCUUCUAGAAAUUUCUUUUCAAAAGGCAGCUAUAUGCUGCACUGCUAUGCAUCGUGGGGCAGCACUUGCAGCUAUGUCAUACUUGUCUUGUUUCUUGGAAGUUGGCCUUGCUUCUUUAUUGGAAUCAAUGACCUUUUCUCCUGAAGGAUCAUUCAGUGCCACAGCAAUUCAUAUCGUUUCUCAUAGUGGGGAGGGACUUGUAUCAAAUAUAGUGUAUGCUUUACUUGGUGUCUCAGCAAUGUCACGGGUUCAGAAGUGUACGACAAUAUUGCAACAAUUAGCUGCAAUUUGCUGUUUGAGUGAAAGAACAAACUGGAAGGCCAUUCUUUCUUCGAAAUUCUUGCAUUCAUGGCUACAAGCAGCGUUUUAUCAGGUGCAGGCUCUUCCAGCUGACUAUCUGAAUCAGGGAGAAGCUGAAACGUUAGUGCCAGUUUGGUUGAAGGCCCUUGCUGGUGCGGCUUCAGAUUAUCUUGAGAGCAAGAGCUCCAAUAGAGGAAGGAGCGAUUAUGGACAUAUGCAAGGGAAAGGAGGACGAGUGCUGAAACGAGUAAUCCGAGAGUUUGCUGACGGUCAUCGCAAUAUCCCAAAUUUGACUUGACUGCAGCCCAUAGAUAGAAUCAGCCUGCAGCUAUUGACAUAUUGGUUGAAGCUUUUGUUGCUUGCUGUACAAAUGUGAUCAGCUUGUUUUCAAGCUGUCAAUUCUGGCAGUCACCAUUUGUGGUAUUGAGUGGCUGCUACCACAUCUAAUUAAUGCUCCCGAGAAUCUCUUGCGUAGCAUAUUGCUCCAAUUUUGUUAGACCAGAAAGAAUCAGAAUAGGAUUUUUCUAUAUUUUUGGCGAGAGCUGAUGGAAAUGGGAGUACACAUUCUCCAUUUUCCUCUUGAUGCCAUAUAAUACAUGCACGUAAUAAAGUAAUGUAGCUAGUGAUUUUUAUUUUUUACUUUAUCAUGGCAAAAUAUUUUGAGAUUAUAAUACAAGUUAUUAUUCAUUUACAGUACCAUUUGCGGAUACCAUGCAGUUUU